This is a messenger RNA of Vitis vinifera (wine grape), 1396 nucleotides long. RefSeq lists its product as uncharacterized. The transcript has 4 exons. The record is from RefSeq and is a predicted model, not a curated record. Gene Ontology annotation, molecular function: folic acid binding; transferase activity. Lineage: Eukaryota; Viridiplantae; Streptophyta; Magnoliopsida; Vitales; Vitaceae. Bases 322 to 1227 code for a protein of 301 amino acids.
AAAGCAACAAAAGGGGAAGCCAAGAAGGAGAGAAGAAAUGGAUUUGAACCCCGGUUGCAAGAAGGAUUUUACAAUGGGAUAGUUGGAACACAAAUGGAGUAACUGACUAGCUAGAUUUUUCCAUUUCCCUAUAAAGAUCGUGCAAGUUUGUGUUUUUCUUUCCAACCUUGUGCACUCUGAGACACAAACCAGUUUUUCCAACCCAGUUCUCUGACUGAUUCUCUGGCAAAAUGAAACCUAACUUGAUGAAAGAGGGCUAAUUUCAUAGAGAUGGACACAAGCUAGAAAGAAAAUGAGGACAAGAAAAGCAUAAAACAAUCUAUGCUACUCUGCUGUAAGCUCUAUAUAUCUGAAUCGCGUAACCACACAGCUCUUGAUUCAAUUGAAAGAGCUGCAAGGCUUGAUGGUGAAACUGUCAUAGUGAACAAGUUUCAGGAUCGGGCUUAUAACAGGAUUGGGUACACUCUUGUUUCCUACAUUGUCCAUGAUAGCACAGGGAAUAUCAUUUACAGCCCAUUGCAGCAAACUCUGCUAUCCAUGGUUGAAGCUGCUUAUGAAGCUAUCAACCUUGAGUUGCAUCAUGGGGCACACCCUAGGCUUGGCGUUGUGGAUGACAUUGUUUUCCAUCCACUUGCUCGGGCUUCUUUGGAGGAAGCGGCUUGGUUUGCUAAAAUGGCAGCAGCUGACAUAGGCAACAAGUUCCAAGUGCCAGUAUUUCUAUAUGAUGCAGCACACCCCAUGGGCAAACCUUUGGACAUCAUCAGGAGGGAGCUGGGUUAUUAUCGCCCCAACUUUAUGGGCAACCAAUGGUCCGGAUGGGAUAUGCCAGAAGUUCUUUCUGAGAAGCCUGAUGAAGGCCCAACCAUGGUCUCUCGGGCAAGAGGUAUUGUGAUGAUAGGCGCGCGGCCAUGGGUCUCAAUGUACAACAUUCCCAUAGUGUCUACAGAUAUUUCUGCUGCUAGAAGAAUUGCACGGACAGUGAGUGCUAGAGGGGGCGGGCUGCCAACAGUGCAGACACUGGGCCUGUUUCAUGGUGAGGACUCGACUGAGAUAGCUUGCAUGCUCUUGGAGCCAAACAGGAUUGGAGCAGACCGGGUCCAGAACCAGGUGGAGAUGCUAGCAGCUCAGGAAGGGCUGGAUGUUGAGAAAGGAUAUUUCACUGAUUUUUCUCCAGAGAUGAUCAUUGAGAAAUAUUUAAAGCUCAUCUCUGGUGCUGAAAGCCAUUAAAGAUUAGUUUCAACAUCAAAUAACAGUUAACUUUCUAUCCAAUAACAGUAACUACUGCUAAAUAAGAGAGAUUGGCUUUUAGCUGAGCAGAAGUUGGUUUCAUACCUCACAUUCUGAGAAGCAUUGAACUUGAAAUAAAAUGAUAUGCCAAGGUAAACUUAACUGGUGA